Messenger RNA from Prinia subflava (tawny-flanked prinia), 1209 nucleotides. Its product is annotated as MLV-related proviral Env polyprotein-like. The transcript is spliced from 2 exons. NCBI's taxonomy places the organism in Eukaryota, Metazoa, Chordata, Aves, Passeriformes, Cisticolidae. The coding region runs from base 216 to 839 and encodes 207 amino acids. The record is from RefSeq and is a predicted model, not a curated record.
GUAUACAUCAAAACCUGGAACGAAGAACCACUAAAAGAGAAGUGGACUGGUCCCCAUCAGGUACUGCUAACCACCUUUACAGCAGUCAAAGUGGCUGGAGUGGAACCCUGGAUACACUACACACGUGUGAAGAAGGUCCCUCGUGGAGUCCAGUCGUGGGCUGUAGAAACUUUUGGACCAACAAAGCUGAGGCUGAAACGUCUGUAACUGUUCAAAUGGUAUUGGUAACUGUGCUCAUGCUCUUCCUGUGGGUAAUGUUAAUUUCAUGGAUACUAAUGUCACCAGUAGGGAUUGCUGUUACUUUGGGAUAUGGGAUACAGAAGGGUCAACUAACAACUCUUCAUUCUAGAAUGAAGAGAGAGAUACAGGCCACCACCAAAAUGACCCUGCAAAAUCGUUUGGCUUUAGAUAUGUUACUUUUGAAAGAACACGGAGUGUGUGGAUAUUUAAAGGGACAAAUCGACCAUUGUUGCAUCCACAUCCCAAAUGUAACUGCAGAUGUAGAACAUGACAUCAGUCAGUUAAAACAAAUAGAGCAUGAGGCACAAAAGGAACAAAAGGAUUUAGCUACUAGCUGGUUGGGUAAAAUCUUUGAAGGAUUAGGAUGGAAUGUGAGUUCAUGGAUAAAGUCUAUCCUUGAAAAUCUGAUAAUUUUACUGAUUAUAUUUUUAGUAAUUUGGUUAGUUUACAGAAUCCUGAAGAGAGAGAUACAGAAAAAGGCAUCUUGGAACAGGACCAUAAUGAAGGCAUUGGCACGGAACCCAGCACCUUCAAUCCGCAACAACAUCCCGGACAAAGCCUAUGACAACAGAGGAUUUGAAGAUGAACAUCCAGUAUGAACUCUGAAGCCUAAUGGACUGUAUUAAGUGAAAGCAUUUACACUUAGUAUAUUAGAGUGAAAAUACUUUCAAAGGGGGGAAUGUUGGUGGAGGGUUAAAAAAUGUAAUUUCUGGAUUGAGUAAUGUGUAGGGGGAGGAAAGUAGAGAACGUACAACUGGAACUUGACGCAGCUAGCUUGGAACAAGCGUCAGCUUCUGUAAACAGCUCCAUGCUAUUGUUUUAACCAAAUCAAGUGUGGAUCAGGGUAGAAGCGUAGGUAUGAUUUAAGAUAGUAACUAAGGAAUAGGAUAAUCAGUAUCUAGGGGUGGGGGUUAGUUAACGUGUAUAAUUUAAACUAUAAAAAUCACGAAUCGACUCUGUAUCCUUUGG